Molecule: messenger RNA, 5079 nt
Organism: Fusarium tjaetaba
Lineage: Eukaryota; Fungi; Ascomycota; Sordariomycetes; Hypocreales; Nectriaceae
Product: agglutinin 2
Exons: 2
Coding region: 1-5079 (1692 amino acids)
Biological process (GO): cell adhesion
Cellular component (GO): fungal-type cell wall
Source: RefSeq, a predicted model, not a curated record
AUGCCCUUAUGGGCCCUGGCCUUGUUAGGCACGGUAUCCGAUGCAAAAUUGGAACCACGGGAUGUCAAGACGCAGCCCAUCGAGAUCAUUGACGGAUCAUCUACGCAGUAUGACACUUUGACAAGUACAUUUCUCAUGCGAACUGAUGCUACAUACACUGCCACUGACCCCGUUUAUGGAUAUGGUGAACCAAACACUACGUACAACAUUCCGCUGGCGGAUCAGCAGCCAUCAUGUGGAACUGUCAUGGUGGAGAGCCAUGUGACUAUACUAUCAUCGACUGAUCGUAUAAUAUCCGUGCCUGAAACAACGACUCUGCCUACCCAAAAUCCAUGCGAUAUAGUAACCGUGAUCGUCAGAAUGCAAGGCUACAGGAAAGGCGAUACAACGAAUCCUAUUUCCCAAGCCCAGGUCAAGGUUUUACUUCCUUCCGAGAGCGAAAGCUCUCCUCCAGCCGGGACAGAAAGCUCUUUAGGUGGCUCUGCCGUUUCUUCGGAUCCUACAGCAACUGGACAAGGCACUGCUGCCAGCAUCAUGCAGACUUCUUCUCAGGACGACUCUACGAGCACUUCAGAUCCUGCAGUGCAGUGGACUACAAUCACUACUCAAGGAACUGGCACUGGUCCUAUGACCAUCACGCAAUCUCCAACUAGACCUGGUGAGACAGGAACCGUGUUGGUUAUGGCGGCUAUGACCUCGGAUACCCCAAUUGACUAUACAACAAUCACCAGCACCGGCACCGACACUGGUACUUACACUGUCACCGAGAGCCCUUCAGGAUCUGGUCCUGGUACAGUGGUGAUCGUGGUGCCGAGCCCGGUAGCUCGCUACGUUACCGUGACAUCCUAUGAUAGCUCGGUUACAGCUGUAGUCACGAGUACAAUGACUCCCAGUGCUCCUGGCGCAACUGGUACUGUUGUUGUCUACGAUCCAUACGAAUGGGUGACUACCACGUCUUAUGAUGAUGUUGCUCCAUCUGACCAUACAACGUCUAUGUGGCCUUCUGCAUCUGAUCAUGUAGGCACGGUAGUCGUGUAUAGGGCAUACAGAUGGGUGACAGUGAGUUCCUAUGAUGCAACUAUCACAGCCGCAUCUACACAGACUAUAUCCCCGAGCUCCCCAGACCAGACGGGUACGGUCCUGAUAUACCAGCCAGAUCCAUGGUUUACAAUUACUUCCUAUGGAGGUGUCACGGCGGCAUCAACGACCACUGAAUAUCCAACCGCCCCAGGCGCAACAGGCAAUGUUAUUAUUUACAAGCCACACCAACUGACAACCAUCACCUCUUACGACUCAGCGGUUACAGCAGCAUCCACCACCACCAUGUCGCCAUCUUCUGAAGCAGAGACAGUCACUGUUAUGGUGUACAAGCCUUGUCAGUGGACGACAGUCACGUCUUAUGGGGAUUUCACAGCUGCAGCUACAUCUACCAUAUCUGCAACAGCUCCGGAUGCAACAGGCACCGUUAUCGUGUAUCAGCCUGAUCAGUGGGUGACUGUCACUUCUUUUGGACAAUAUGCCGCUGCGUCUACAUCUACAAUUUCUCCCUCCAUGCCUGGUCAAACAGGUACAGUGGUGGUCUACAAUUCACAGCCAUAUUCGACUUUUACUUCUUAUGGAGAUGUCUCGACCGAGACCACAUACACCUCGCCGCCUCCUGCUCCUGGCCAGACAGGCAUUGUUAUGGUCUUGAUGCAACAGCCAUAUACGACUGUCACUUCAUACGGAGGCGUUACGGCCGAGUCUACGACUACUAUAACCCCAUCGAGUCCAGGCCAAACGGGUACCGUGGUGGUAUUUGAUCCGCAGAUGUACGUAACUACGACCUAUUAUGGACGCGUCACAGCUGCUACAACAACAACUGAGAGUGGCCUUGGCUCUGACCCGACCCUGACCGUUGUGGUUGAUCUCCCUCAGCCUUACACGACGGUUACUUCGUAUGGAGGCGUUUCGGCUGAAUCGACAACCACCAUAAGUCCAACUAGUCCAGGCCAAACGGGUACUGUCGUGAUCUUUGAUCCGCAGAUGUACACAACUACGACCUACUAUGGAAGGGUUACAGCGGCUACUACAACAACUGAGAACGGUAACGGGCCGAACCCGACUCUCACAGUUGUGGUUGAUUUACCCCAGCCUUAUACGACAAUCACCAGCUAUGGCUCUUUUUCCGCAGCCAACACUGUGACAUAUCCACCUUCUGUUCCUGGCGAGGACGGUACUGUAGAAGUCGAUCUUCCGAUGCCUUAUACAACCGUCACCAACCACAGAGAUAGUCUGACUGCUGCUUCAACUAUAACACACCCAUUCAAUGCUCAAGCAAAGUUUGCCACUGUUGAGGUUGAUGUGCCUCAGUCCUACACGACACUCACAAGCUACAUCCCAGGCCUGGCAGGCCCAGCAUCUACGACCUUACCAGUAGAUAAUCCAGACGAUGUGAUGACUGUCAUCGUCAAUCUUCCGCAGCCGUAUACAACCAUUACAACCUUUGUUGACAGUAUAACUGCGCCUCUGACUACAACAUACCAACCUGCUAGCGCUGGGGAUCCUGUCACUGUUAUGAUUGAGAGUCCGCAGGUCUAUAUAACCCUUACGACCUAUGUCGACAGCCUAACUGCACCAGUGACUACGACAUAUCGGCCUGCUAGUCCUGGUGACCCGGUUACAGUUGUCGUUGAGGACCCUCAGGCCUAUGUAACCGUCACGACCUAUGUCGACAGUCUGACUGCACCUCUCACAACAACAAACCGACCCGCCAAGCCUGGUGACCCUGCUACUGUCGUCAUUGAGAGCCCUCAGGUCUACGUAACGGUCACAACGUACGUUGACAGUUUGACUGCCCCUGUAACUACGACAAACCGACCAGCGAACCCGGGGGAUCCUAUUACUGUUAUCAUUGAAGAUCCUCAGGCAUACACAACAGUCACAACAUAUGUUGACAGUUUGACUGCACCUGUGACUACGACAAACAGACCAGCUAAUCCAGGGGACCCCGCCACUGUCGUCGUCGAGAGUCCUCAAGCAUACAUAACCACCACAACAUAUAUUGACAGCCUGACUGCACCACUGACAAUAACAAACAGGCCGGCUAAUCCCGGUGAUCCUGCUACUGUCGUCAUUGAGAGCCCCCAGGCAUACACUACAGUCACGACCUAUGUUAAUGGUCUUACUGCACCUCUGACCACGACAAACCGACCGGCUAAUCCAGGUGAUCCCGCCACCGUUGUCGUCGAGAGUCCUCAGCGGUAUACGACUAUGACGACUUAUGGCACUUGGUCUGCACCUUUUACUACAACGCUAUCACCUGCCAAUCCCGGGGAUCCUGCCACAGUCGUUGUAGAGAGUCCUCAGGGAUACACAACUGUCACGACCUAUGUUGACAGUCUGACUGCACCUGUAACCACGACCAACCAGCCGGCCAAUCCAGGGGAUCCUGCUACUGUUGUCGUCGAGAUUCCCAAGCGGUACACAACUGUGACCAGCUAUGGUUCCUACACCGCAGCUGUGACAAGCACCUUAGCACCGGCAUCUCAAGGUGAUGUCAAUACUGUUGUAGUAGGACUGCCCCAGUCCUAUACAACCGUGACUAGCUAUGGAAGCUUUACGCAAGUACGAACAACAACAAUGGCACCAGCAUAUCAAGGCGGCGUAGCCACUGUUAUUGUUCAAGAGCUCCAGCCCUACACCACCGUCACAAGCUGGGGAGCCUUCUCAACAGUUGGCACCACUACCUAUUCACCAAUUUCUCAGGGCGGCACUGCAACUGUUGUUAUUCAAGAGCCUCAGCCUUAUACGACCAUCACAAGCUAUGGUGCCUUCUCAGCAGUUCAAACCACUACCUAUCCGCCAGGCUCUCCGGGUGCUACAGGAACUGUCGUCGUUCAGAACCCCCAGCCUUACACAACCGUCACAAGCUGGGGAUCCUUCUCGACAGUCAGCACCGCUACCUAUCCCCCAAACUCUCCAGGUGGUACUGGUACUGUGGUUAUUCAAGAGCCUCAGCCUUAUACAACUACCACAACCUGGGGUACCUUCUCAACAGCUCAUACCACUACCUAUUCGCCAGCCUCGCCAGGUGCUACUGGGACUGUCGUGGUUCAAAACCCACAGCCUUAUACAACCGUCACAAGCUGGGGGACCUACUCAACAGUUAGCACCACUACCUAUUCGCCAAUCUCUCAGGGCGGCACUGCAACUGUCGUUGUUCAACAACCCCAGUCCUAUACGACCGUCACAAGCUAUGGUACCUACUCAACCGACGGUACAACGACCUUGGCACCCGCCUCCCCUGGCGGCACUGCUACAGUUGUUAUGCAGAAACCCCAACCUUACACCACUGUGACUACUUAUGCUACCACAAUAUCAACCAUGAGCACGUCAACUGGAACUCCGGCUGUCGCUGGGCAGACUGGUACUGUGGUGGUCGUUGCUCCUGCAGUCGGUACAAAGGCUGCAGAUCAAACAUGCGAUAACGCCGGUUUGGAAUACGCCAUCUACACCAACUCGUUCUACAACGCUGAUCCACCAAACUACUCUGCCCUCAACAUUACCUAUUUUGCAACAGCUUCACCGACCUUUACUGGUGUCACGAAAUCAAUAGGUAUCACAGAACCAGGUGGAGUCAAAUCAGGAAACUCAGGCCCUGCACAGGCUAUUUAUCCUGGUUCGCCAAGUCAAACAUGGCAAUACAAGGCCGUUAACCACCGGGCAUUCUUAUAUGCGCCUAUCAAUGGUACUUACUCUGUGGUGGUCCCGUACUCUGACGAGGUUACACUGGUUUGGUUCGGCAGCAAGGCCUUGUCGACAUGGUCGAAAGCACGUUCGAGUGCAGAUCUGGCGCAAAACUACUCAUGGGGACCUUCUAGCUCUCAGACCUUCAAGAUCCAGCUCACAGCAGGCACUUACACGCCAUUCCGAGUUUUCUGGGCCAAUGCGCAGGGAGAUUAUUCUAUGAUAGUCACUGUCACAGCUCCAGACGGUACUGUUAUUGUUGAUGGCUCUGGGUCAUCAAGCAAAUACUUUGUUAGAUAUGCUUGUGAUUCUACUACACCUUCUUAUCCUGCAUUUGGAAGUGGCGGUUAA